Messenger RNA from Alosa sapidissima (American shad), 3184 nucleotides. RefSeq names its product Meis homeobox 2b (gene meis2b). The record is from RefSeq and is a predicted model, not a curated record. Gene Ontology annotation, biological process: animal organ morphogenesis; embryonic pattern specification; positive regulation of cell population proliferation. Lineage: Eukaryota; Metazoa; Chordata; Actinopteri; Clupeiformes; Clupeidae. The transcript is spliced from 13 exons. The coding region runs from base 618 to 1796 and encodes 392 amino acids. Gene Ontology annotation, molecular function: DNA-binding transcription activator activity, RNA polymerase II-specific; RNA polymerase II cis-regulatory region sequence-specific DNA binding.
UAAGCACGCUCUCGAGCGACCCGUGAGCACUCGACAAGGUUCGCACAUGUCGGAGAAAUAAGACAGCGAAGGAGUGAGAGAGCGCGGAAUGGCCACAAGGAAUAGACAAUUGGAGUAGUCUGUGAUAUUUUCUAAUAGGCUACAGCUCACUCCUGAUGCUAUUGUCGUUACUUAUACGGCAAAAGAAAGCGCUGUCUUUACUGGGGAAUUAAGAGAGUGUACUGACGGCAUUACUUGGAACGUCACUUCGGGCACUUCUACGUGAAUUAUCUUGACAGACACAUUUCUCUGAUUGACAGCCGACAAGUUACACUGGACUACUUGGUGCAUUCUUCUCGGCCACUCCACGCGGAGUUGAGUUUCUUCACAGCCCUCCAAGACGUCUUGAUCUUUUAAGUGCUUAUUAUAACUUAAGUAUUCAUUAGGCUUUUCAGCUGUGGAGAAUAUCGCACAAAGUCUUUGCACAAAUAUGAUUUAAUUGCCUACCAGUGUCAUUUUGGAUUAGUCUUGAGUGUCACAGUUGACUUGAUCAAAGGGAUUUCACUCUUCAGAAGGGAAGCACACCUUUCUUGUGGAUACUGAGGGGAAGACAAGCUCUUGCCGUUUAAGAGUUGCGCAUGCAGAUGGCGCAAAGGUACGACGAGCUGGCCCACUAUGGGGGCGGAAUGGACGGUGUCGGGGUUCCGACGUCCAUGUACGACCCGCACGCUCCACGGCCUCUACCUCAGGUCCAUCACUUGAACCAUGGGCCCCCUCCUCACGCCAACCAGCACUACGGGGCCCACGCACCUCACAGCAUCAUGUCCAGUAGCAUGGGCUCCGCUGUCAACGACGCCCUGAAGAGGGACAAAGACCAAAUAUAUGGCCAUCCGUUAUUCCCACUGCUCGCUCUUGUGUUCGAGAAAUGCGAGCUAGCCACAUGCACGCCGAGGGAGCCCGGCGUCGCGGGCGGCGACGUGUGCUCCUCGGACUCUUUCAAUGAGGAUAUCGCCGUCUUUGCCAAACAGAUACGUGCAGAAAAACCGUUAUUUUCAUCAAAUCCAGAGUUGGACAACUUGAUGAUCCAAUCGAUACAAGUGCUUCGAUUUCAUCUUCUGGAAUUAGAAAAGGUGCACGAACUUUGUGAUAACUUCUGCCAUCGGUACAUAAGUUGCUUAAAGGGGAAAAUGCCAAUUGACCUAGUGAUUGACGAUAGGGAUGGAUGCAAGUCUGAUUUCGACGACCUCUCAGGAUCAUCCACAAAUCUAGCAGAUCACAACCCUGCAACCUGGAGAGAUCUGGACGAUGCACACUCAACCCCAUCAGUAGGAACGCCAGGCCCUUCCAGUGGGGGCCAUGCGUCUCAGAGUGGAGACAACAGCAGCGAGCUCGGAGACGGUAUGGAGAACAGCUUGGCAUCGCCGGGCACGGGCGACGAGGAUGACCAGGACAAGAAGAGGCAGAAGAAGCGAGGCAUCUUCCCCAAGGUGGCCACCAACAUCAUGCGGGCAUGGCUCUUCCAGCACCUCACGCACCCGUACCCCUCUGAGGAGCAGAAGAAGCAGCUUGCCCAGGACACAGGGCUGACCAUCCUACAAGUGAAUAACUGGUUCAUCAAUGCCAGAAGAAGAAUAGUCCAACCAAUGAUUGACCAGUCCAACAGAGCAGUGAGCCAGGGAUCAGCUUAUAGCCCUGACGGCCAGCCCAUGGCGGGCUACGUCCUGGAUGGCCAGCAACACAUGGGCAUUCGACCAGCUGGGCCAAUGGGUGCCAUGGGGAUGAACAUGGGCAUGGACGGGCAGUGGCACUACAUGUAAACCCUCCCUCAGCCCUUUCCAAGCUUGACGUGAGGACCUGGUGGAGUGUCUGCAGUUCCCUCAGGGAAAGCUCCUCCCUCCAUGGCCAGUGGUCCAAUGAGAAGCCCGAUCACCUUGUCACGACCUCCGACCUCCACUGAUUCGACCAAGCUCACAGACAGUCACAGUCUUCCUGGAGCACGACAACAGACUUGACCCGUGUCCCCACUUCCACACCCACCUCCACCUCCACGUCCACGGACCACCACCGACCCCCCCCCCCCCCCCCCUCCAGCCUCUACUGAGCCCCGUCCUCACUGUCUCCUCCCUGGGCCCAGCAAGAGGACUCCCUCCCUCUCUCUCCUGCCUUCCUGCUCGCCUUCCCAUGCUCCUCUGGACAUCCACAGCUACAGCAGCAGAGAGCCCAGCUCGUAGCAAAAUGUGUACAAAUAAAAAAAGACAGAAGACUUUUCACUAUGAAAAUAUUCCUUCAGAAAAGAGGAAUAAAAGCUGAGAUGACCUCUGGUGAUUAUUUGGAGAUGGAGGAUUUCUUCUGGUUUUUGUUUUUCCCUUUUAAAUUAUUUAUUUAUUUUUUUACGAUAAGAUGGAGCACGAGGACCAGAAUUUCCUUGCACUUUUUUUCUUGACCACAGACCAGCUGACACACAGCGAGCUCUCUUUCUUUCUUAAUCUCUCUCUCUCUCUCACACACACACACACACACAAAUUAUACCAUGAACACACAUGCACACACACACACACACACACACACACACACACACACACCAUCACAUUACUUUCUUAAGGGAACCACUGUGGAAUACAAAAAGAAAUGCCCCUAAAUUUAUGAUAAAUGUUCAAGUGAUCUGUUUCCCUUUUUUCUUUCUUGAAUGUGUAUACAGUAUAUUGUUUGUAAAAUAUAAUAGCCCUUAGAGUUUCUCCCCUCCCACCCUGACAAAAGGACUGAAGUCAGACUGAAGAGAUGGCCAUUUACUGUUAUCUCAAGAUGACCUUUUGUGAAACUCUAUUGCCCCCACACAGGAUUCACAAUUCUAUUUUGAUUUUGUUUGGUUUUGUUUCUGUCUUAAAAAUGUUAUAGACAGAUAAUUGUGACAGACAGGGUAAAGAUGGACAACGUGUAGAUAGCUUGGGCUAGUCAUGUCAAAGAGGACAAGCUUGAGAACUCCUUGAGAAUUAAAGUAAAUGGUGAAAUGCUUGGGGAUGUGUUAGAAGUAUUGAUGUAAAUUUCGAUCCAGUCAAUCUAGUUUUAUUUUAUUGUUCUGUCAGGUAAAUGUUUGUUGAUGUCAACUCCUCUCCCCGUCACUGUACACGCUCUUUUUAUUCUCCCUCGGCAAAGAGAGUUUGUCUUUUAAAAACAUAUUUCUAUGAAUUCAUCUGUGACUUUUUCU